Amoebophrya sp. A25 is the source of this 2844-nucleotide messenger RNA. The record is from the annotation of a GenBank genome assembly. Lineage: Eukaryota; Dinophyceae; Syndiniales; Amoebophryaceae.
GAGGAUAAUAGCGAACUCGAAUUUGGAUUAAGAGUCACCACACGGAUAUCAUUCGGUCAUAGCUGCUGAAGUUUCUUGUGGUCUUUUCAAGGCGAUCCGUUUCUUGAUGAAAAGGUCAAGUUGAGCAAUUCGGUGAAUCUGUGUGACAAAGAUUCAUGUUGUAAAUUUCUGAGUAGAUCGGGAAGUUGCUGAAUAGGUCGGUGAAGGUCAUCCAGACCUGUUCUAUGUUUUUUUCUGGAUAGAGAAACAGAGAUGAGUUUUAGAGCUGAGCUUGAGAGACCCUAUAUUUUUUUCUCUGUGCGCCACUCUUUUUCUGACAUAGUUAGGUCGCCAUCGGUUUGUGAUCGAUGCUUUUUUCAUUCUUUUCUUUGUUUUCUUAUAGGUUGGUCCGAUGGUUUUAUUUACGGCUCUACCCACCAACGGAUGCUCUAAAAGCAAGUGGACUGAAUAUCCAUAUGAAUCCCUCGUCCGCUUAUUGAUACAGUUGUAUUGAAACCGAGAAAGGGAAUCUCCUGCUUAAUACAUAUCCCCGGACCCUAGCUUAGAGGCGCGUCAAGACUCUGUACUUGUGCAGUCAAUUUUUUUGAGUUGAAUAAAGCAGGAGUUGUCAAAAAAAUAAGAAAAUGGCAACCGCGUCUGCUCAAAUCAGUCGCCGACGUUCGUCGUGCACUGCCGAUAGCUGGGCCAAAUUUCGUCUGCUCUACUCUCAAGACCAGCUGGACAGGCUCUCUUUCGUCUUCGGGGAGCUCGAAAACGACGACAAGCUCGGCGAAAACAUGUGCGUCGUGGACAAACGGUAAGGUUCCUCGCCAGGUUUUUUUCUGAUUAAGAUGUGAUUGGGGCCGCUUUAUUUGGUAGCAUCACUAAAGAAUACUGAGCUGGUGGCAGGUGGAAACGUUUGACUCCACGAAGUAUAUCUAGUGCCAAGUCAAUCGCAGAGGCAGCAAUCGCCGCUGUUUUGCCCCUCGCAAGCCCCCUGAAUCAAUAGACCAUUUGCAUAUACUUAGGUUGCAGGCCGUUGGAGAGCGCUGUUUUGGUGCGGAUCUGGUGCGUGACAUGACUCGUGAUCUUGUCGAUGCCGUCUACCAGAAGACCUUGCAGAAAUUUUUGACCAAAGAGGUAUUGGUUUUGAAGGCUGAAAAAAUCCUAGUAAGUGAGCAUACUCUCUAAAGUUGCAAAUAAUAUGAAAUCUUCACUUUUUAAUAGACGCCUACUUCCACGCUCUCAUCAUUAUCAUGCGCUUGUUUUGCAAAUGAAUAUUCAGGGCGAAUCGAUGACUUUCGAGCAGUACUUGAACUUUAUUCACACGUUCGGGGUGCUGAUGCAGGAGCAUCAUCCGUGGCGUGGAUACCCCCAGACCUUUGCUAUGAGGGUGCAGACGGCGAUGAAAGUACUGCUAGAUAGUUUAGAAAGUAUGCAGCAGUAGCCAAUUUGGAAGCAAGGAGAGAGUCUACUAGUUUCAAUGUCGUGUGCUGCAGAGACUUGUUUUUGCCGUCAUUGUGUCAUGCCUUCACCUUCCCUUCCGUCUCCGUUUCACAGGAGCGUGGUGCGCAGCGGGUCGUUGACAUUCCCGAUCUGCAGAAGAUCAAAAAAGAGGAGAGUGACGAUGAGGAGGACGACGACAAGGUCGCGGAGCUGAUUUCGAAGUCUAUGGCCGUGCGGAACAAGGAUAAAAAAGAGGAAAUCGCCAUUAAGACAAAUGCUCUCUUCAAAGUCCUGAAGGACCUGGGAAUUGAAACUGGUGAGGGCGAUGACCAAAAGAGAAUCCUCCGCGAAAUGCAGAAAUUGGAUGCCGAAGAAACUGGUAGAAAUGGAUAUAUUCUGCAUUUAACACACUAUUCAGAGUGACAGAAUCAGAGGCAGAUUGGAGAAAAUGAAUUUGAGUACAGUUAUUAUCAAAAGCAACAUAUUCUCUCCCUGUUGAGCAUAUCAAUCAGCUCCAUCCUCGCGAAAUGGAUCGGGUUCCCUCGUCUGUCAACAAAAGCCUGUCGUCGUUUACUGUCCUUCCUUUUUCUCAAAAGUUUCUACUACUCCUUCCUUACUCACACGCCUAAAUUUUUUGAUUCGUUGUGCAGGUUGGUUCACGUCAGAUCAGAUGCUUUCGUUAUUUCGUGAGUUGGAUCAGCACUGGGAGUCGAUAGAGCGAAAGCAGCAGAUUGCCAUUAUCGACGAAACCAAUUACAUGGAGCGCGAUGUCGAUAACCUGAAGGCAAUCUUCAACGAGUACGCCAAGCCAGAUGAGACCGCACGAGGACCCACAUUGGGCGUCAGUACUUUUUGGUUAUCAAAUUUUAGAUCUAAUAACCUUAAUAUAGAUGCAUGUGGUUUUUUUGACUGGCGAAAACGCCAUUUUGAAUUGUUUUCGGGAAUCUGUCUUCCGUCGUCACGAUGCAGUCUCUUUGAGUAGUGAGGAGCGGGUCUGCGCGAAAAAGAAAUUUAGUCGGGACUCUCCGCUGAAAACAAGAAGUGUACUCGGUUAAAAUCUCUGAACGGUCGUGCUGAAUUGAUUCUUUAGGUGAGUUCCGGGACUUUUUUCGCGCCUUGCAGAUGAAUUUGAACAAGAAAGACACUAUUCGUCUGAAGGACUGUAUGAUGGGAACGAAAAGCGCCGACCACGCAGCAGAGCGCAUUGACUUCACGGGCUUUUGUAGUGCGAUGAAGAAGCUCGAGAAUGAAGACUUCUGCGGUCUGAAGGCCAUUAUGGGACGCAAGGACGAGGUCGAUGUCGACCUGGACCUGUCAGCUGCAACCCGACAUCGCAGUUUCUUCGAACGGAAGGCCGCAAGCACGCGCGCAAGAAACAGUCAGGCAGCUAGUGCGAUGCAGGCAGCUAAAAACGAGUAA